Brassica napus (rape) is the source of this 1415-nucleotide messenger RNA. Its product is annotated as protein STRICTOSIDINE SYNTHASE-LIKE 1. Gene Ontology annotation, molecular function: strictosidine synthase activity. Gene Ontology annotation, biological process: biosynthetic process. Bases 107 to 1216 code for a protein of 369 amino acids. The record is from RefSeq and is a predicted model, not a curated record. The transcript has 3 exons. Lineage: Eukaryota; Viridiplantae; Streptophyta; Magnoliopsida; Brassicales; Brassicaceae.
CUCUUACGUAUUCUCAAACAUGAAACAUCCAGAUAAUUAGUAUUCAGGUAUAUAAUCGAGUAAUUUAGCCAUACUAAACAUAUACUUAGCAGCUACAAAAUCAAUAAUGCCAAUCAGCCGGAAAUUUUGGACGUGGGCCGUUGCCACGGCCAUUAUAGCCGUCCUGGUCGUCUUCGUCGGGCCAUCCAUCAUCGGACCGGAGAGCAUAGUGGGAUCUAAAAAUGUCCUAACCACGGCGAAGAUGAUCCCGCUUCCCGUUGAUGGACCAGAGAGUCUGGACUGGGAUCCACGAGGGGAAGGCCCAUACGUUGGCGUUACCGACGGUCGCAUACUCAAAUGGCGCGGUUCGGAUCUUGGCUGGGUAGAAUUCGCGUACUCGUCCCCCCACAGAGGGAACUGUUCAAGCCAUAAGGUGGAACCUGCGUGUGGAAGGCCUUUGGGACUGAGCUUCGAGAAAAAAACGGGAGACUUGUAUUUUUGUGACGGUUACUUUGGAGUAAUGAAGGUCGGACCUAAAGGAGGAUUGGCCGAGAAGGUCGUCGACGAGGUCGAAGGUCAGAAAAUUAUGUUCGCCAAUCAAAUGGAUAUAGACGAAGAAGAGGAUGUUUUCUACUUCAACGAUAGUAGCGACACCUACCACUUCGGGGACGUAUUCUUUGCGUUUCUGUGUGGUGAAAAGACAGGAAGAGCGAUUCGAUACGACAAAAAGUCAAAAGAGGCCAAAGUUAUAAUGGACCGUCUUCAUUUCCCUAAUGGUCUUGCCAUAAGCAAGGAUGGUUCGUUCGUGCUUUCCUGUGAGGUCCCAACGCAACUUGUGCAUCGAUACUGGGCCAAGGGGCCUAAAUCUGGGACCCGUGACGUAUUCGCAAAGCUUCCUGGCUACGCGGAUAACAUCAGGAGGACUGAGAAAGGGGAUUUCUGGGUUGCCUUGCAUUCCAAGAGAACCCCAUUUUCUAGGUUUUCGUUGAUGCAUCCCUGGAUUGGGAAAUUUUUCAUGAAAACCUUGAAGAUGGAUCUUUUAGUUUUCCUUUUUGAAGGAGGAAAGCCUCAUGCGGUGGCCGUGAAACUCUGUGGCAAGACCGGUAAGGUUUUGGAGGUUCUUGAGGAUAGUGAAGGGAAGAAUAUGAAGUUCAUAAGUGAGGUUCAAGAGAGAGAUGGUAAGCUUUGGUUUGGGUCAGUUUUUCUGCCUUCCGUUUGGGUUCUUGAGCAUCAGUAAUUUAUACGAUUAUGGUGUUUUAAAGUGUAUUUUAUAGCAAAAAAUAAGUGUUUUAAGUUGCACCGUGAUUAAGAGAUCUUUCUUUUGCUAUUACAUCAUUUUCUCAUGUGGAUUUGAUAACAAUCAAGAGUUCUAAAGUAUUUGCAUGUAAACUGUCCUUCAAGACUCUUGAUCUUAUAAUUUACUGCAUUGUUGGCUU